Molecule: messenger RNA, 1089 nt
Organism: Rosa chinensis
Lineage: Eukaryota; Viridiplantae; Streptophyta; Magnoliopsida; Rosales; Rosaceae
Product: homeobox-leucine zipper protein ATHB-12
Exons: 2
Coding region: 54-704 (216 amino acids)
Biological process (GO): positive regulation of DNA-templated transcription
Cellular component (GO): nucleus
Molecular function (GO): sequence-specific DNA binding; DNA-binding transcription factor activity, RNA polymerase II-specific
Source: RefSeq, a predicted model, not a curated record
UAUUCUACAAGCUAACAUCAUUGCCAAGAUUCCAAAGCACAUUCACCUUAAUAAUGGAGAGGGAAGUAGAAAGCCUAGAGACCCAUUCUACUGCGAAAAGGAAGAAGAAUAACAAGAGCCUGAAUAGUAGGAGGUUUAGUGAUGAGCAGAUCAAGUUGUUGGAGUCGAUAUUCGAAGCAGAUUCGAAGCUUGAGCCAAGGAGGAAAGUGCAGGUGGCAAGAGAGCUGGGGCUGCAGCCGCGCCAGGUUGCUAUAUGGUUUCAGAACAGAAGAGCUAGAUGGAAGUCGAAGCAAAUCGAGCAAGACUUUAGAACACUCAGAAAUGAGUAUGACUUGUUAGCAUCUAAGUUUGAGUCUUUGAAGGAGGAAAAGCAAUCCUUGCUUAUACAGUUGGAGAAGCUAAAUGAUCUCAUGGGAAAAUCAAAAGUUCAUGAAGAGAGCAUGGAUGGUAAAGAUUUGGAAGGCUCAAGUAACAAAGACGGAGAUUGUGAGACUACAGAAGAAAAGCCAAGUCACUUACAGUCCCACAAGAAUUUUGCAAGUGAUGAUGUUGGGAAUGAAGGUCAUGAGCAGCUUAUGAACAUGUGUCAAGUAGGAGCUAUAGUGUCACCUGAAGAUUGGCACAGAUUUGAUUCAGGCGGUCUGUUUGAUCCGCCGCGUAGCAGCAGUGCUACUUCACAAUGGUUAAAUUUCUGGAUUAACUAAAAGGUUGGAGCUCUUGGAUAUGGAUAUUUGGUUUGAAGAUUUUUACUCAUGUGUUGAGUCCUUCAAACCAAGCAUGAGUAUGUUAUAUGUAUAUAUAUGGAUCAUGUAUGGCUUCACUAUUAAGCAUCCUAAUCUAAGGUAGACUUGACAUGCAGUUUCUACUGAUUUCGCCUCAAAGAAGGAAGAACAAUUUGAGACAGACUACUUCGAGUCCAGAUAACGCAGAAGAAUGAUCGUAGCAAGGAUGUGCUUAAUUGCUUGUUUGUCCUUAAAUGAGUGUAUGUAUGCAUGUAAAUGUGUUUGUGAGAUUGUGAUCCAUGACGUCAAGCAUGUAAUUUGUAGAGUGUAUUAAUUGCAAGUUUGCAACCAUUGCAUGAAUAGAAAA